This is a messenger RNA of Salmo salar (Atlantic salmon), 1422 nucleotides long. NCBI's taxonomy places the organism in Eukaryota, Metazoa, Chordata, Actinopteri, Salmoniformes, Salmonidae. The record is from RefSeq and is a predicted model, not a curated record.
UCUGUGAUCUACUAAAUGCUCUUAAUCUAUGAGCCUGAGAUCGAUUGCUCUGGUCUCCACCCAAGUUCGCGGGGAAAUCGCGGGUUUUUCCUCAUUGCACUGAAGGUUAUUGAGGAAACGAUACCAUAUCAUGCUCGUGAUUAUUUCUCCCCUUUUUCAGACUGCAGGGUGGGAGAUGCAACAAUGGCCUUGAGAACAGCAGGAAGUGUGUUGGUGGUCUUUCUCUGGUCUGUAGCAGUGGUACUGGGUCAGUAUGGCUGGAGUGUUACAUACACCACUCAGAGUAUCUGUGUUUUGAAGGGGUCAACAGUUGAGCUGUCCUGCUCUAUCAGAUAUCCCAGUGGUACAGUCACAUCAACCUACUGGUUCACUAAAUGGGGGACUGGUGUAGAACCUGAAGAUCUAGGUCAGAACCCAGAGUAUGCAGGUCGUCUGGAGUAUCAUGGGGAUAAGAAGAAUGGUCACAACCUGAGAAUCACAGACCUGAGAGAGAGAGACUCAGCUACGUACAAGUUCAGAUUUAUAACAGAUCAGACUGGAGGGAAAUAUACUGGUGAUCCUGGAGUCACUCUGUCUGUCACAGCUCUGCAGGUGAAGGUGACUUAUUCAACUUGGCCAAAUUGGGUGACAAUUACCUGUAUCACCACCUGUACUCUGACUGGUAACCCCACCUACAUCUGGUACAAGAACGGACAACAUCUAGAUGAGAGCACCUCCCCCCAGUACAAAGACCCAGUCUCCAGUAACUAUGAGGACAGUUACUCCUGUGCUGUAAAAGGUCAUGAGGAUCUCCACUCUCCUGCAGUGUGUGUUCAGGGUCAGAGCUGCAACAGAGUAACUUACACCAAGAGGAGAAUCUGUGUCUUGAAGGGGUCAACAGUGGACAUAUCCUGUACAUAUGUUGGUUAUUAUUCCACCACAUCAACAUUCUGGUUUAGAAGUGAUAAGUCGACCCCUGAAGACCUAACCACAGACCCAGGGUAUACAGGUCGUGUGAAGUACACUGGAACAUACAGAUGUCCCUUCACCCUGAGAAUCACAGAUCUGAGAGAGGAGGACUCAGCUGAGUAUCGCUUCACUUUUAAAACAGACAACUUUGAAUGGGGUCAUAGUUUCCCAGGAACAACUCUGUCUGUCACAGGUCUGCAGGUGAAGGUGACUCCUGCUGCAGAGGGACAGAAGACACUGACCUGUAUCACCACCUGUACUCUGACUGACAACCCCACCUACAUCUGGUACAAGAACGGACAACGUCUAGAUGAGCCCACUUCCCAACAAUACUCUAGUAAUAUGCUGGUGGUCUGGGAUUCUUCUGUGAACAUUUACUCCUGUGCUGUUGAAGGUCACGAGGGUCUCCACUCUCCUGAAGUUUGUUUUCAGGUGAAGGUGACUCUCAACAGUUUUCAGUGUAUAAGACACUGA